Molecule: messenger RNA, 426 nt
Organism: Aspergillus piperis CBS 112811
Lineage: Eukaryota; Fungi; Ascomycota; Eurotiomycetes; Eurotiales; Aspergillaceae
Exons: 5
Coding region: 1-426 (141 amino acids)
Source: RefSeq, a predicted model, not a curated record
AUGCCAUCGGAUAGCAACACUGGAGCUUCUACCUCUCACGAACAUGAUGGAAAUGGCCGUCGAAGCGGUCGCAGUAGUGACCGUGACCGUGGCGGACGCGGUGGCUGGAGGCCCAGAAGAUCUUAUAUCAAAAUACUGAUCGAAUGGCGACAGAGACUUCAGCGCCGCCACUACCGUCACCGCCAGCAGUAUCAGGGCCAGGGUCAGCAUUACCAAGACCACCGUCGUCAAGAUCACCACAACCACAACCAGCAGCAUCAACACCACCAGCAGCAAGCCCAACAGCAGCAAGCCCAACAGCAGCAAGCCCAACAGCAGCAAGCCCAACAGCAGCAAGCCCAACAGCAGCAAGCCCAACAGCAAGCGCAGGAGCAUUCAGAACUGCAAGAACAGCAGGAACAACAGCAGGAACAGAAAGGACAGUAG